UGUGGUACAGAGGGACAUAACGGAAGUAGGAACUUCACUGGAGUACCAAGAGAGAAGUUUACUUUUGUUUAUGACUUUUGGGGUCAAGGUUUGAAAGUACUUCCGGAUAUUGGGGUCGCUGCGGAUGUUUUGAUGGAUUCGAGGAGUGUUAACCAACGUAGGGACCGGGGAGGAGGUGUCGGUAUUCCUGUCAGCACCCUUAAUUCCUCACAGAGCGGCUCCCCGUCGCUGACAGGUCAGUCCCGCCGGAGGAAGCAGCCGCCACGGCCGGUCGACUUCAAACUGCAGGUCAUCAUCGUCGGCUCGCGAGGCGUGGGAAAGACAAGUCUGAUGGAGCGCUUCACCGACGACACUUUCUGUGAAGCCUGCAAGUCUACCGUGGGUGUCGAUUUCAAAAUCAAAACUGUAGAACUAAGAGGGUUGAAAAUCCGAUUACAGAUCUGGGAUACAGCAGGUCAGGAGCGAUUCAACAGUAUUACCUCGGCAUACUACAGAAGUGCGAAGGGAAUUAUUCUAGUCUAUGACCUGACAAAGAGAGAAACAUUUGAAGAUUUACCAAAAUGGAUGAAAAUGAUUGACAAGUAUGCCUCCGAGGAUGCAGAGCUCCUGUUAGUGGGAAACAAAUUAGACUGUGAAGCUGACAGAGAAGUUACCCGGCAACAGGGCGAAAAGUUUGCACAACAGAUAUCUGGGAUGAGAUUUUGUGAAGCAAGUGCAAAAGAUAAUUUCAACGUUGAUGAAAUAUUUUUACAACUUGUUGACGACAUCCUAAACAAGAUGCCACUAGAAACAUUUCAAAGGCGUGAACUGUCUAACAGCAUUUUAUCUCUGCAACCAGAACCAGAAAUCCCACCAGAACUUCCUCCUCCUAGAUCAAAUAUUCGCUGCUGUUGAAGUGUCAUUAAAGGAAGAGAAGAGCGACAGCAAGCACACAUGUAUGCUCAGAUUUGUACGGUUCUGCACUACAGCCUUCCAGCUGGGACAGUGCUGCACUUUGUUGUCCAAAAUAGAGUUACACAUUAACUUGUAAAUACCUAAUAGUCACUGCUGUAGGGUUUUCAGCAAUAAUAAUAAAUGUUUUAUCUGGUCGUAUAUAUUGCUUCAAAGCUGUGUUCUUUACAAAAGAAAAAGAAAAAACUGGAACCGUUGAAAGAAAAUGCAGUGUGACCCCAGUGUAAGUUCCACGGUAUUCGAAUAUGGACGUUAAAUUCUGCAGCUUGACUGAAACUCUUGCACACAAGAAUGUUGAACGUUUAUAACAAAAUACUUUGUGAUGCUUUUAAACUUAAAAGCACAAAAACAGCAGCAUUUGAUGGAGGAUUACAACCAUUGGAUUUAAUAACGAGACUACAGCAUACAAAAAUACUUCCACGCUUAAUUAAGGGAUUUUCUUUGCAUUGCAAACAUUAUUUUAUUAUUGCCUAUUAUUUUAUUCUGCUUUCUGAAGCUACAUGUUUUAGUUUUGCUGUCAUUCUGUGUAGUAAUUAAUUUAUUCAUACUGCAAAACAGAGCUAUGCUUUUACGCUUGAAAAUAGUGAGACCUCAAAUGCUAGAACUAUUUUCUGUCUGCAUAUGAAGCCUGGAUCAGAACUGUCAUUUGUGCAUAUCAGUUAUAGACGCCUUUCUGUAUAUUUGACAGUUAUAUUGUGUGAUUUAUAAGAAUUGCUCACAAGACUGUUACCUACCGAGACUUCCUGGUAGUAGCAAAUUCACUUCCUAGACAACUUUAGUAUAGAUUAGUUAAUUAUGGUUUAAUUGCUUCCCCCUUCUCACCUGCCUCUGAGAUUCCAGCGAAGUUGCUGGACAUCACGUUCUGUCCCCUGUGUACCACAGUGGCUCCCCAGUGGGCAAUCCUGGAUGCAUUUCUUCACCUGGUGGGCACCCUGACUACACAAGGAGUUGACUUUAUGAAGUCAUUCCUACAGCCAGGGGAGCAGGGACCUAGAAGGAGCCAUCAUCCUAUGGCAGCAACAGUCAGUCUAUACGCAUGGGAAUCGAUGUGCCGAGAUGUCCUCAUGUCUGUCACCCAUUCUUGCUGAAUUACAAGGCUUUAGGUUUCCACCCGAAAUGCACAGGAAGUGGUUCUUUGCAAGUCUGACCACCAGGAAUAGGAGAGCUUGCUGGCCAUUGGUUGCUUCAUUCUAUCCUCCCUGGCUAGUUUUUCCAUCAGCCCACGUCUGUUCCCAAGCUUUGGUUACUAGCACCACAGAUGGAUACCCUUCCUGUAUGCCAUUGGGCUGGCUUGGUAUGGAAUGCUUAGUUACUGCAUAUUUCAAAUAGUAAAUCAUGUGACAGGCCUAUCAACACAAAUGUAAUAGCUGGUGUUUAGUUCAGGUAGUGUGUUAGGGAGGUUACUGUCUUGUGACCCUAAGAUAGUGACAUAAAAGUGGAAAAUAUGCAGAUGUAUUUUGUGGUUGCAACCAUGGUAUAAAAAUACCUUUCUGCUAUCUUAUUUCACACCAAAGCAGAUAUUUUUAUUUUUUUUUUUUUUAAAUAUUCUCAUUCUGAAUAAUUCACUGUAAAAUCAUUUACAAGCACACAUACAUUUACAGUAUAUAUGUAUGCAUACAUGUGUACAUAUGUUAUCUCCUUGCAGGUGGGUAAAACCUGCUCUGCAUAGCACCUGUUUUAAGUGCAUCCUGGGAGCUCUCUGAGCUAAUUAUGUUAAAUGAAGGUCGUUCUAAUUUCAGCCCACUACUACUGGGUGUGUUGGACUUAUUUAUAGCUGUUUACACCAACUUUUGUAGACUUUGGUUGCUGGUUAUGCCAUUUUCCCACUCUGUUACUAGUAAUGUUCAGAGUGUUUCAGUUUGAAGUUCACACUGAAUUUCAGCAUAAUUUUUAUCAUCGAUAAAUGUUUGUUCAUUUGAAAAAUAAAUGUUUGUUUAUUUGAAUAACAUGGCAUGUCCUGAAUGUUGUAUUGAAAUGCAUUGUAAUUUUCAUAAACUAAUGAAGUGAAUAAAAUUUUGUAUUUAUUACUCA
This is a messenger RNA of Protopterus annectens (West African lungfish), 2982 nucleotides long. RefSeq names its product RAB12, member RAS oncogene family (gene RAB12). The record is from RefSeq and is a predicted model, not a curated record. Bases 133 to 894 code for a protein of 253 amino acids. Gene Ontology annotation, cellular component: endosome; synaptic vesicle; plasma membrane. Gene Ontology annotation, molecular function: GTP binding; GTPase activity. Gene Ontology annotation, biological process: regulation of exocytosis; Golgi vesicle fusion to target membrane; protein localization to plasma membrane. The transcript is spliced from 6 exons. NCBI's taxonomy places the organism in Eukaryota, Metazoa, Chordata, Ceratodontiformes, Protopteridae.